GCAACGUUCUCCGGGAGCGUAGGUCUAGUGUGACGUCACGGUAGCCUAGUUGGGUUAGGUUUUACGCUGGAAAUUCUAACGAAAAAUUUUUUGUUUGACGAUUAAUGUUUUUCCCAUUGUAUCUGCUACAUCGAGCGACGUGAAGAGCUAACGCAGUGGCGAGCAGUAAUCAUAUUUCAUAAAUCGUUCGAUCGCGAGACUUCGCGCUAUCGGCGUAUAUGAGAUUUUAAACGGAAAAUGAAUCGACAUGACGGGGUAAGUUGUGACGCCUGCUUAAAGGGGAAUUUUCGGGGUCGCAGAUAUAAGUGCCUCGUAUGCUACGAUUAUGAUUUGUGUGCCAACUGUUACGAAGGAGGUGCCAGUACUACACGUCACCACAGUGAUCAUCCUAUGCAGUGUAUACUUACUAGAUCUGAGUUCGAAUUAUAUUAUGGUGGAGAGGCAGUAAGUGUAGAACAGCCACAAUCUUUAACUUGUCCUUACUGUACAAGAAUGGGUUUUACUGAAGCUACACUACAAGAACAUGUUGCUGCAGAUCAUUCAGAUACUUCAUUUGAAGUUGUUUGUCCAGUGUGUGCAUCUAUUCCAGGAGGGGAUCCUAAUAACGUGACUGAUGAUUUUGCGGGUCAUUUAAGUUUGGAACAUCGUAGUGGACCAAGAGAUUUGAUCUCUUUUCUAGAUGAACCAGCUUCAAGUAGAUAUACUGGUAGACGGAUAACACAUUCAUCUAGAGUUGUUGGUGGGCCACGGCCUCGCAGGUCCAAUAUGCAUUUCAGUUCGUCUGGAGGAUUGAGUCCGAGUAGUCGAGAAGGUAUAGAUCCAAUUACAGAAUUACUUUCUCAAUUAUCCGGUGUUCGUAGAAGUGGUGGAGGAACUGGUCAGAGUUCGUCAGCACCAACGCAAUUACAUCAAUUGCAAAUGCAGCUACAGUUAGAACGACAACAAGUUAGAGCUGCUAGACAACAAUUGGAGCGGUUACCUAGGAGGCAGACUCAAGUUCUUGGUUCUGCAAGUUGUGGAGGAAUUAUUAGUGGAAGUGGUCAUUCUACUACUAUGACCAAUGUGGUAGCAAAUAGUACGACUAGUAACAAUAAUACAAAUAAUGUGGCGAACCCGUCCGGCGUAUCAUCUACCAGUUCACAAAACUAUAUGUUUCUAUUGCCAAAAUGUAUUACCAGUUCUCUCUCUGACUCACAGUUGCAAAAUAUUGAACGUGAAAGUGCAAAUAGAAGUCUUUUUACGUGCGAACUUAUUCUUGGAACGCUUUGUCAAACAUUGCCGGAAUUAACACAGGAACAAUCUGUAGCACAAACACCAGUAUCAAGUGCAACUACUGCUACAAACAGUCCCGAAACACCAAAUGCUAAUUCUUCCACAAUUUCUACAAAGAAAUUAAAUGUAACUCAAGAAGCGAAAAGGGAUCAAACAAUGAAUAAACAUGUAACGCAGACAUCUACGCAACAAUCACAUACUGUUCAGACUACUGCUGGUAGUGUAGGGACAGGUCUUCAAAGUCAAGGAUUGCCUCCAAAUUCUAAUAACCUUGCAUUACAAAAUACACCUAUGGUUCAAACACUGAUGCAUAGUGUAUUACCUGAAUCAUUGGUAUUGCAGGAACCACUAUCACUACCAUAUAGUAGAACUAUCAGAGAACCGAUAGUAACUCCAGCGCCAGCGUACCUUAGAGGUGGAGUUGGUCCAGUUGGCGUAACAGGUCCUUCACGUAGGAAGCCGGUUAGAGCUGUAGAUGGCAGAAACCAAUCUACGGAACCUCCGCCCCCACACUAACCCUUCCUUAGCCCGUACCCAUCCACCCUGAUUCCUCACAGGACCCUCUAGCACUAGUCCUAGCACUGUUUAGAACACCUCAUCAUUAUUGUUAUUAUUAUAAUAUUAUAUAUUAAUAAUUAUUCAAAUGCCCUCCUCCUCACCCUCCCUAUCUUAUCACUUCUCAAAACUCUAAUCUCGCCAUCUUUUGUCGUUAUGUGACAUGGAACAAGGGCAAGGGCUGAUUCGCCGACAUAUGCAAAUAAUGUAAAUAACUCACUUCUUGCAGUCAUAUACACUCCUCGCCAGAGGUUGAAAAUGGUUAUAAUAUGAGUUCGGAUUCUCGAAACAGUUGUAAGAACCGACAUAAUGUAACAGUUGUAGGUGAAGAAAGUUCUGAGGGUGCAGGACCUAUAUCGGUUAUGGAUACAUUUCUGGAAUUUGUUAUGUUUUAUAAAUCAGUUAUGUAUCAAUUCUGUACGUUUCUAAAAAUACAUUAAUUAUAUAUCAAUUUUGAAUUGAUUGAA
Messenger RNA from Apis florea (little honeybee), 2294 nucleotides. Its product is annotated as E3 ubiquitin-protein ligase KCMF1. Lineage: Eukaryota; Metazoa; Arthropoda; Insecta; Hymenoptera; Apidae. The record is from RefSeq and is a predicted model, not a curated record. Gene Ontology annotation, biological process: synaptic signaling. Gene Ontology annotation, cellular component: plasma membrane. Gene Ontology annotation, molecular function: zinc ion binding.